Nycticebus coucang (slow loris) is the source of this 1325-nucleotide messenger RNA. Its product is annotated as peroxisomal bifunctional enzyme-like. Bases 1 to 1251 code for a protein of 416 amino acids. The record is from RefSeq and is a predicted model, not a curated record. Gene Ontology annotation, molecular function: NAD+ binding; (3S)-3-hydroxyacyl-CoA dehydrogenase (NAD+) activity. Gene Ontology annotation, cellular component: peroxisome. The transcript has a single exon. NCBI's taxonomy places the organism in Eukaryota, Metazoa, Chordata, Mammalia, Primates, Lorisidae. Gene Ontology annotation, biological process: fatty acid beta-oxidation.
AUGGGCCGAGGCAUUGUCACUACCUUUGCAAAGGCCAACAUUCCCGUGAUUGCUGUAGAAUCAGACAAAAAACAGCUAGAAACUGCGAACAAGAUAAUAACUUCCAUAUUGGAAAAGGAAGCAUCCAAAAUGCAACAGAGUGGUCAAUCUUGGUCAGGACCAAAACCCAGAUUAACUACAUCUAUGAAGGAGCUUGGUGGUGUAGAUUUAGUCAUUGAAGCCGUGUUUGAGGAAAUGAACCUGAAGAAGCGUGUCUUUGCAGCACUGUCAGCUGUGUGCAAGCCAGAAGCUUUUUUGUGCACCAAUACUUCAGCCCUGGACAUUGAUGAGAUUGCUUCUUCCACUAAUCGUCCUCACUUGGUCAUUGGCACCCACUUCUUCUCACCAGCUCAUGUCAUGAAGUUGUUAGAGGUUAUUCCCAGUCGAUACACUUCUCCCACUACAAUUGCCACUGUUAUGUCAUUAUCAAAGAAGAUUAAAAAGUUUGGAGUAGUUGUAGGCAACUGUUUUGGAUUUGUGGGGAAUCGAAUGUUGAAUCCUUAUUACAAUCAGACAUAUUUCUUAUUAGAAGAAGGCAGUAAGCCAGAGGAGAUAGAUCAAGUGCUGGAAGAAUUUGGUUUUAAAAUGGGGCCUUUUAGAGUGUCUGACCUUGCUGGGUUGGAUGUGGGUUGGAAUUCUCGAAAGGGGCAAGGUCUUACUGGACCUAUGUUGUCCCCAGAAACUCCUGCCCGAAAGAGGGGCAACCGUCGAUAUUGUCCAAUUCCUGAUAUGCUCUGUGAAUUAGGACGAUUUGGCCAGAAGACAGGUAAGGGAUGGUAUCAAUAUGAUAAGCCAUUAGGUAGGAUUUGUGAACCUGAUCCCUGGAUUUCCAAAUUUCUAUCACAGUACAGAGAAACCUAUCACAUUGAACCACGUAUCAUUAGCCGGGAUGAGAUCCUUGAGCGCUGCUUAUAUUCACUUAUCAAUGAAGCAUUCCAUAUCUUGGGAGAAGGGAUAGCUGCUAGCCCAGUACACAUUGAUGUUAUCUACUUACAUGGGUAUGGAUGGCCCAGGCACAAAGGUGGACCUAUGUUCUAUGCUUCCACAGUUGGGCUGCCCACAAUUCUAGAGAAGUUACAGAUAUAUUACAGACAGAAUCCUGAUAUUCCCCAACUGGAGCCCAGUGACUACCUAAAAAAACUAGCUUCCCAUGGAAACCCUCCACUGAACGAAUGGCAAAGCUUGGCAGGCACCCCCAGCAGUAAAUUGUAAUUUAUCUUUCCAGGAAAUUAAUUCCAAAAAUCUAAAGUAAGAUUGUUGUGAAAUAAAAAAGCAAAAGAAAUGAA